CUGCUUAAAAACAAAACAAUUAAUUUGUAAUGAGUUAAUUCAGCUUUAUCAUAUAGAUAAUGCUGUUGAUUUUACAGAAUGGGUGGCUUCUGAAAUGCAAAAGUCAACAAACCAUAUUGAUGAUAUUUUAAAACCUAAUAAUAAAAGUCAAAAAUAUGUCAACCAAAUUUAA
Racocetra fulgida is the source of this 172-nucleotide messenger RNA. The record is from the annotation of a GenBank genome assembly. Lineage: Eukaryota; Fungi; Glomeromycota; Glomeromycetes; Diversisporales; Gigasporaceae.